CGCCAAAUAAUCAUAACAUAUGCAAAGAAUAAUUGUACAAUUAUAUUAUCCAUUUGCUGGCAGGGGAUAGCUAGUCCAGGCCAUGGCUGUUCUCAGCUGCUUCAACCUUUGCACUCCUCCUCCCCCUUCUAAAAUUGCCUCUUCCACCACCCCGCAGAAUCGUCACCCUUUUCAAAUCUUUGCCAGACCUCUUUCCCCGGCUACUCUGAACCAACCACCCCACACCUCAAGGGGGGACCCACUCUUGUAUAGUGCUAAAUCCUUAUCCACUGCUAGCUUUAUUGCUCUCCUCUCAGCUUCACUCUUCUUUUCCUCUGAUCCAGCUUUGGCCUUCAAGGGUGGAGGUCCAUAUGGUGCUGAGGUAACCCGAGGGCAAGACCUUACUGGCAAAGAUUUUAGUGGUAGAACUUUGAUCAAGCAAGAUUUCAAAACGUCCAUAUUGAGACAAGCGAAUUUUAAAGGCGCAAAAUUGACAGGAGCUAGCUUCUUUGAUGCUGAUUUAACAGGUGCUGAUCUGUCUGAUGCUGAUCUUAGAGGUGCUGACUUCUCCUUGGCAAAUUUAGCAAAGGCAAAUUUAACCAAUGCUAACUUGGAAGGAGCACUUGCAACUGGAAAUACAUCUUUUAAAGGGUCAAUUAUAACAGGCGCAGAUUUCACAGAUGUUCCUUUGAGAGAAGACCAAAGGGGAUUCCUCUGCAAAAUUGCAAAUGGGCUAAAUCCAGAAACAGGUAACGCAACACGUGAUACAUUACUCUGCCGUUAAAAUUUAGAAUCAAGGUUUCUCUCCAAACCAAGAUGCUGGGUAUUAGUAUUACAUGGAAGGACACACUGUUAUUCACUUUGAAACAGCAAUUCCUGAGUUGAAGAAGAGGUAUAUAGAGUUCAUAUCCUCUAAACGUAGUACAUACUCCGUAUUAUUUACACCUAACUAACCCACAAUGAGAUAUGUGUUCUACUUUAACUUCCUGGCAUUAAUAUGGCCUCACCGGGGUUACAUCUCCUAAUCUUGAUUUUCAUCGUGCUACUCCAGAAACCUUCACUGAUCUCACAGCAUUGUCUUCGCGGUUUCUGCACAUAUGCAAAUUCAUAAAGUCAAUCAUUUAUAAGUACCACUACCUCCUAAUAUGAAAACAUUGUGUGAGUAAUACUGAAAAAAUUGGAGGCAUAAUUUUUUGGGGGAAUUUGACUUUGCACCCCACUUUUUGUAUGAUAUUAGACUUUGCACCCCAUUUUAAAAAAACUUUUAUUUUGCAGCCCAUUUCACUUCAAAAUCAUUUGACUUUACACCCCAUUUAGAAAUUUUCCUUCUCAAAUGUUAUAUGAUAGGGUGCAAAGUCAAAGGUGUUUUAAAAUGAGGUGCAAAGUCCAAUAUCACCCAAAAAGUGGGAUGCAAAGUCAAAUUCUCCCUAAUUUUUUACAUUCAAAUAGUGUUCUUUUAUUGACUUCUUAGUUCUUAUCUAUUGUUAUCUAAAUCUUUGGAGUUUUUUCUAUGGUAUUACUAAUACGUAGUAUAAUAAUAUAAUAAUAAUAAUCAUUGAUAAAAAUGUGAUGACUAGUAACACGGCCUCAUGCGUCAAUGCCACCAUGGGAUGUUUUUUUCCAACAACAUUUUUGGCGACUUUUCUAACAACACGGCCACACGGGGGCAGUUGUGAACUUGUUGGGGAGUGAUACAAAAGAUGGGAUGGGUUUAGAAUAUAAGAUAAAUUAGUCACUUCACUCACUUGUUUGAAACAUUUGUGUAAAACAUGGGUGAAAGUAGGUAGAAAUUGCAAAAUUAGAAAAUGGGGAAAAUAAUACGGAGGCACGGAGCAAUAGACUAAUAGCAUCCUAAAAAGGAGUUCAUAAAGGUGAUAUAUAAAAGGUAAAACUGUAAAAGAGAGACCACCUGAUUCAACAAUUGGUAGUCCAUUUUCUCAGCAGAGACAACAAUCUUCUCUACCCCAACUGCAAUGAGGUAAUUCAUGAAGGGACACUUGUUUUUUGGCCGGUCCAAUAACUUCUUAUAAGUAGUCACCGUCACGCCCUCUUGGGCCACAUCAUUAACCGAAUCUAAAUAGAACACGAUGGGAUGCUGGCACGGGUCAGGACUCACAGGUCGGGUAUUGAACGUGAAAGGCCCGUUGCUCAAUGUACGCCAUGUUUGGAACGUCUGCAGUGGCAUUUCUAACUCUUUGGGGGUCAAAACCCGAGGGUAUAUUUGGACAGCAUAGCCCCAAGAGAUGGAUAUUGACCAUUUCCACUUGUUGUAGCAGAUCGAUUGCUGCAUUAUUCUCGCCGGGUCGGGCUUGUAUGCUUGGAUGAUGGUCUGGAAUGACUGGAGUAGGGUUUUGUUGGGGAAAAGUGGCUGAAUACUUUCAGGGUGGUGGAGGGAUACAAGGGGUGCUAAAGGAUGAGCUGCCAGUAGACCAAAUGCAUCUCCUCUUAUGUCCAUCUGAGAAAUUGUCACCACCACACAACAAAUUAAAAUUAGUUCCAAACAUUGAUCCAUUGAAAAUGAAUCCCCCAUGGAACUUAAAAUUGGAAGAACAUUCAAUAAGGAGGAAAGGUUUUUGUAUUUCAUAUAUCUAUAUUUUUUCGGGGAAUGCCUAUAUUUCAUAUAUUAAAAUACAGAAUAGUAAUAAGAAAAAAUUACAAAAGUAUUACUACUUUAAACACCACGUACAAAAAUAUCACUUGUUUACCUAACUUACACACAAGAUGAUGUACGUGUUCUAUAGUGAUUGUCAUUUUUUUGUAACUGCCAACACUAGUGAUAAUAUUUGUGUAAAAAACUCGUCUCAAAAUUAUCUCUUUUUUCUCUUUUGACAAAGAGUUUGUGUUUCGCAAUCAUUUUAAUACAUUCUUACGCAUUUCUCUCUCGUCUGCACAACUCUACACUACACAAUUCUCACUAUCUUAAUUAAAAAUAUUAAAAAGAGUACAGAGUUUGGACCUUCUUUCAAAUUAACUUGAGCAUUACAAAAUUAAAAAGUGUGAGAAUAGCAUAAGAGUCGAUCAAGUCAUCAAAGAGUUUAAUUAAGUACACUCUCCGUCCCAUUAAAUUUUUUCAACUUUUCUUUUUGGACUGUUUCAAAAAAUUCUUCCAACUUUCACUUUUGUAAAACUUGUGUGCUUCAUAUUCAUUGACUUUUUCUUACACAACUACAACAAUACAUUUCAUCUUUAUUCUUAUUUUCUUAAUUUGCGAGCCAAGAUUGAUUUGGAAGAAUUUAUUGGGAUGGGGAAGUAGAAGAGAAGGGAUGACACCCCAUCCCUAAGACCAAACAUCCAAUGGACACUUAAACAAGCAAAUGUAAAUAGAAUUUUAAUAGAUAGCGAGUGAAUUUUGAGUCUCAUACUUAUGUUUCUAUUUUACUGGGAAGAGGAAACUCUCGUAUGAAACACUGGAAAAAUACAGUAAAAAGGACACUUUUCCCGAAAACUGUACUUGGGCACCGGCCUAUGAAUUUGAUUUCAGACAUUAAACAAAGGUGAGGAAACGUGUCACGUCAAAUUGCCCACCGCACAUCGCGAACGUACAGAUUGGAUGACCAAACAAACCAAAAUAAAUCAAAGGCGUCAAUUACUCUUUUUUGUAACCGAAAGCGACUAAUUGAAAAGCGAAAGAAAACCCCUAUUUCGGAAUCUUUGGUUCCCCGUCGGAUGAGUGGAAAAUUAAAAAAUGCAACAUGUUUAUUGAAGACAUGGUUUGGUUGACGUUUGAGACCCGAAAGUGACUACUAACUCUACUAACUAUGGAUCUUGCUAUAUAUUUGAACGGUUGGGUAUGAAAUGCCUAUGAUAUAGAAUGAGUUGAUACUUGAUAGUGCUGCUGAGUACACAUGACAUUGUGUAUAUAAUGUCACAUAGAAAUUUACGGAGUAUAUUUUAGACAUUUAUCUAAUCACAAUGAGCCCGUUUCAUCAUAUCAAAAUGAGCUGUAUUGACUGGUUCAAUUGAAAUUUAUGAAAUUCAAUUUGAAGUGGUUAGGGCAUCGACAUCCAUGGAUUAUUUUUUGGAUCAUUUUGAUGAAGUGGAGGAUUUUUUUGGGAUCAUGCAUGAGGAGUUGAGAUUAUUUUAUGAGAUUAUUUGAUAAAAUAAUCUGGUAUCAAAUUCUAAAGCUGGAUUAUUUUGAGAUUAUUUCCAACUUCUAGGCAUAUAUUUAUAAUUAUGGUGAUGACUAGUUUUGUAGUUCGUACAUGCUCAUGCUCCUAUCCAAGGUAAAAUAAGGUCAUGAAUGAGGUGAAAUUUAUUGAUUUGGAGAUUAUUUGAGAUUAUCUUAUGUGGAGGUGACAUGACAAUAUUAAGCCAUGAAAAACCGUAAAGUUGAAGAACAUCAAUGUGGAUGCUCUUAGAUUGAUUGGUUUUGUUGAUUUAUGAGAAAAAAAAUUAUACUUAAAAUUUACUUCUUUCAUCCCGGAAAAUUCUUUCCAGCUUGACUUGGAUCGGAGUUUAAAAAAGCGAGAAUAAAGUGGAAACGUAUGGUUGUGGUUGAGUAAUAAAAAGGUAAAUGAAUGGUGGCCACACAAACCUUUCCAAAAGGGAAACAGGGAGAAUUUUUUGGGAUGUUCCAAAAUGGUAAGUGGGAAGAAUUUUCUGGGACGGAGGUAGUAUUUUAUUAAAAAAAUAAAGAAAAUAUUAUAUGAAAAAUAGUUAAAAUGAUCCUUUACAGUAACUUCAGUCAAUACAUCCAGAAAAGUAACUUCAACCUUACUUUUACUUAUACGAGUUAAUUUAGCGCGUGAAUCAAAAGUCAUGUGUUUGGUGUAAAAGUUGGCUAAUAAGAAUAAUAAUCCGAAAAACAGGACUACCAAAUUAAGCUUUACAAGACUAUGACCCCUUUUAAUUCAAUAAGUAUCCUAAGUCUUAAAUAAAUAAGUUGUUCUAUUAUUUAGUUGUCCAAGUAAAGAUCAAUUGUUUUUUAUUUCUCUCUUUAGAUCUCCUAUUAAGUACGUAUCAUAUCAUGUAAGGCUGUAAAUUAAUUUUGGAAAUGAAAAGUUAGGGGUGGUGAACACCAGUGUAUCUAAUUAAGAAAGAAGUUUUGUUAUAAAAAAAUAUGACAUAUCCCAUAGAAAGUUUUGAAAGUUCAUAGGAUGGUCGCCCUAGAUGGGUCUUUUAUAACUCCAUAAAUAAAAGAAAUAAAAGAGAGAGCAAAGUUCCAUAAAACUUGGCUAAAUUUUCUUUUUUGGUCGUACCAAAAAAAUUUGUCAUUUCCAUUAAAAGCAACAAAUAUGUAGUUAAAACUAUUUCUCUUUCCUCUGUACAAAUUUCAACCACAUAAAUUUUACUUUAUUAUUCCACGUUGAUCAAGUUUUAUGAAAUUCAAUGUACGAACAUAUUCCAGCUACUGCCACAACAUUUGGAUUUUGUGCAUGCUGUAGCCCUACUAUCGUUAAUACUCCGUAUUUGGCGAUGGGAUGUGAAAAAGUCGUAAAAGCGUCACCUAUCUAUAUAUAGGAAAAGACGAAUGUGCUACCGACGUAAUGGAGGAUGCAUUAAAUCAUAUUUUAGCCUCUAGAAUAACAGAACCAAACUUAAAUAAAUUGAACUUAAGCGGAUCAAGUUAAAUUAUUUUACUAUUUUAGACUAUACCACACUAUAUAGACUACUAAAUCAAUAUAAAUUCAAAUUAGAUCACACAAAAACUAAUCAGAUUUAAAUUUCGAAUAACAGUUGAAAUCUGAAGCAUAUAUACUUUUAAUUCAUAUACGCAUAUAUUAGACUAGUAACCGACAUAACGUAACAAUGACUAUUUAUGUACUAUGAUGUUUGAGGAAAAUGGGAGAGGCAAGCCAAAUCCAACGAGCUGAGGCGAAUGGUACCAAAAUACCAUAUACGGACAAACACAUCAGCAUUGACUAUCACUUUGUUCGUGAGAGAGUAUCUCAUGGAGACCUGGUUGUUCGCUAUGUUUCUACGCAAUUCCAGCUAGCUGAUAUUUUCACAAAAUGUUUGUCACCUCAACGUUUUAUAUUUCUUAGGGACAAUCUGCGCGUUCUUUCCCCUGCAUAGAUUGAGGGGGUGUAAUAAUGUAUUGAUUAGUCUAAAUAGGUCUUCCUAUUUUAGUCAGUUUCCUAUUGUAUUCAGGACACAUGUUUUAUUAUAUAUAUGACAUCCAUGGCUACCACAUUGGUAUGUCUG
This is a messenger RNA of Cuscuta epithymum, 6123 nucleotides long. The record is from the annotation of a GenBank genome assembly. Lineage: Eukaryota; Viridiplantae; Streptophyta; Magnoliopsida; Solanales; Convolvulaceae.